GGACCAGCUGGAAUUAGAGAUAGGGCUGAGAGAGACUCCUGCCUGCCACCUUGGAGAAGCCGCUGCCAGUCUGUGUAGACAAUACUGAGUGAGAUGGACCAGGGGUCUGACUCAGCAUAAGGCAGCUUCCUAUGUUCCUAUGGAACUUCCAGUUUUUCAAUGUCGGAAGUGACCUAUUUCACCCACAAGGGGAUCUUAUUCCCCAUUAACAUCUGCACCAGAGAAACCCUCCUCUAUGUGGAAAAUGAAUUCCAGUUGUUGGAUGAUGAUGUCGUGAAUGUCGUCUACCCUAAAUCAGGCACCAAUUGGAUGGCAGAGAUCUUGUGCUUGAUCCAUCAUAAGGGGGACCCCACAUGGGUACAGAAUGUGAGUCUCUGGGACCGGACACCCUGGAUUGAGACUGGUACAGGCAUGGAACAUGCCCUGAAAUAUCCUCCUCCCAGGCUCCUGAAUACUCACCUGCCAAUCCAGCUUUUCCCUAAGUCCAUUCUCCACUCUAAGGCCAAGAUUAUCUACACGGCACGAAAUCCCAAGGAUGUGUUGGUCUCAUUUUACCACUUCUCCAAAAGCCAACGAUAUUUGAAGGAUCCUGGAACUGUGGAAGAAUUCCUGGAGAAGUUCCUGAAUGGGAAAGUGACCUCUGGGUCCUGGUUUGACCAUGUGAAAGGCUGGAUGGAGAUGAAGGACAGAGCCAACUUCUUCUUCAUCACCUACGAAGAGCUGAAACAGGACUUGCGAGGAAGCGUGGAGAGGAUCUGUCACUUCCUUGGUAAGGAGCUGAACAGCCAGCAAAUUGACUCGGUGGUGGAAAAUGCUUCCUUCCACAAAAUGAAGGACAACAAGAUGUCCAACCUCUCCCUAUUACCUGACACUUUAAUGGACCACACCAAAGGAAAACUUAUGAGAAAAGGGAUUUGUGGGGACUGGAAGACCCACUUGACGGUGGCCCAGAGUGAACACUUUGACCGUGUUUAUCAGGAGAAAAUGCGGGAUGUGAAGAUGACCUUCCCGUGGGACUGACGAAUGCCAGAUGCUUCCUCCUGCUCUUCAGGAUCCUCACACUCUGUCCCAUCUGGAGCACAUUCAUUCUACCAGGAUCUGAUCCGGAAUAAGGCAACUUCCUAUGUUCCAGGGCUUCAGGCAGGGAUUUUUCUCAGCCGGGCCAGUGCUUUUUUGUGAUGGUACACACUGGUACAUGGAUCUAAUAUGUGGCACUGAAAAACAUCAUGAAACCACAGACUUCAACCUACAGCAAUAAAACUCCUUGAAAUAAAAUGUGCUUUUAUAUGAGCUCUGUUGAGCAGAGGUGCGCAGGGGUGUAUCUACGGUAGGGCAGGCAGGGCACAUGCCCCGGGCGCCACUUGAAGGGGGGCGCCAUUUUCUAAAAUUGGUUUUUUUAAAAAAAAUGGCUGCUGAAAACAAAAUGGCCACUGCACAUGCUCAAAUGGCAUCUGUGAGGCCCUAGGCCAUGCCAGGAUUCACAGAGGCCAUUUGAGCAUGCAUGGUGGUCAUUUUGUUCUCAGCAGCCAUUUAAAAAAAUAAAAAAAUGGCCACCGCACAUGCUCAAAUGGUCCCUUUGAGGCCCUAGAGGCCAGCAGGGAGAGGGGGGACCUUUGCAGGACCCCCCCCAGCCUUUAGGAAGCCCCCCGAAGGGGAUACAGGUUACAAAAAUUUGAUUUAAUAUAAUAUAAGUCAUUGUACACAUAUUUAGUUUGGCACUAUGUACAGAGAAUCAGAGCUUGUGAAUACUGAGCUGAAGCUUAUGAGCUAGGAUUGUAUUCAUUUCCUCUUACUUUGCUUCUUGUGAUAAGUGAGUUAAAUGUGAUGUCUUAAUAAUAUGACUAUUAAUGGUGAGUUUGUCUUUGAAUCAGUGUGGAAUCCUUAGUAUUAAGGCCCAUUGGGAGUUUCUUGCUCUCUUUCUCUCAUUUGAACUGUCUUUCUGAAAUACUAGAAUAUAUUCCAAGCAGUGACAGAGUUUACUCUGCAUAUACUUUAAUUAUUUUCAGAGUAUCUGGGAAAUGUCAAAUUCUCCAUUUAUUUUUACAACUCAUGUAAUAGUGAUGCUACAAUGCAUAGUAGAGAAUUAGACAGGCAAUUCUGUUUAGUUUUCCAAGUGUACCUCCACAUAGCUUUUGGGCAUUUCAUAAUCCCCAGCAUACUGAAAUUUGUAGUUUUCCAGCAUUUCUUUGGUCUGGCUACAUCCACUGCUAAAUAUUUUUUGAAAGAUUAAAAGAUUAACGAGCUU
This is a messenger RNA of Hemicordylus capensis (graceful crag lizard), 2245 nucleotides long. RefSeq names its product sulfotransferase 2B1-like. Gene Ontology annotation, cellular component: cytoplasm. Gene Ontology annotation, molecular function: sulfotransferase activity. The record is from RefSeq and is a predicted model, not a curated record. Gene Ontology annotation, biological process: sulfation. Lineage: Eukaryota; Metazoa; Chordata; Lepidosauria; Squamata; Cordylidae. The transcript is spliced from 8 exons. Bases 160 to 1020 code for a protein of 286 amino acids.